Molecule: messenger RNA, 1700 nt
Organism: Acanthisitta chloris (rifleman)
Lineage: Eukaryota; Metazoa; Chordata; Aves; Passeriformes; Acanthisittidae
Gene: FDXACB1
Product: ferredoxin-fold anticodon binding domain containing 1
Exons: 5
Biological process (GO): rRNA base methylation
Cellular component (GO): cytoplasm
Molecular function (GO): rRNA (uridine-N3-)-methyltransferase activity
Source: RefSeq, a predicted model, not a curated record
GAGCCGAAGUUGUGUUUUCUGUGGACUGCACCAAGCUGAAGGACUAUUUUCCUCCAGAAAAAAGAGGAUUUGACUGUAUUUAUUUCAACUUCCCUCACUGUGGGAGGAAGGCUGGGGUGGUGAAGAACAGAGAGCUCCUUGCUCACUUCUUCUGUAGCGCUGCAGAAGUGCUGGCAGAGGAGGGAGAGGUCCAUGUGGCUCUGUGCAACGGCCAAGGUGGGACCCCUGCGGAUCAGCCGAGGAGGGAAUGGCACAACAGCUGGCAAAUAGUGGCUGUGGCAGCAGGAGCUGGAUUUGUCUUGAGUAGUGUUCUUCCUUUUAAUGCAGAGGCUAUCCCUGGAUAUAGAUGUACAGGCUACAGGAGUCAGGACAAAUCCUUCUGUGUGGAGGGUGCUCUGAACCACAUAUUCACACGAAGCACAGCACUCCCAUGUUUCACUCCCUUGAGCUGCAGGAUCCAGCUAGAAAGCCAAAGUGUUUCUUUCCAAGUGCCACAAGUCCUUGUGGAUAAAAUUAAUAGGGGUUUCCUAGACCCGAACUCCAACCACCCAGUAAGGACAGUGAAGGAGAAGCUCACAGCAGGGCUCAGCCAAGCCUUUCCCUUAGAGAACAUUGACUCCUGCCUCUCUCUGCUCCACCAAGGCCACCUCGAUGGUGUUUGUCACUCCAAUAUCUUUUGGAUCACUGUGAGCCCAGAGGAGACUCCAAACACUGAGGAACUGUCUAAUGGACUGGCAAAUGCAGUUUCAUUUUCCCAUAUGGAUUUUUGCCAGGACACAGUUGAGAAUGGCUGUGGAGAUAUUCAGGAAGGAUGUCACAUUCCAAACCAGUUUUGCCUUAGACCUUCCCUCCUGCCUCACGCUCAGGCAAUAAUACAAGGAGGAUCCUUUUUCCCAGGGACACUCCAUGUUCUGUCUGGCCCAGUGUUCAGGCAGUGCCACAUCUCUCCUCUCUCCAUGCCUGUUUUCCAUGAGAUGCUUCUUGUGCUUGCAGUUAACAGGGGCACAGAGAACAGCUGUAUCCAGAUGUUGGUGAACAACAUUAAAUAUUCUCUUCACCAGUCUGUUUCCAGCAUUAAAAUAAGUAUCAGCCUGCAGGAAGCAAUGAGCUGUGAAACAACUGAGCUCAAUGACCUUGCUGCUUUUGAAUCACAGCUUGGUAAAAUUCAGUACUUCAUCUGCAUGGAGACAGAUCCCUCAGGCUCCCGGGAGAAGGAGAGCUGUGUGGGGGUUAUAAGGACAGCUCUUCAAGAAGUAGUGAGCAGUGAGCUGGUGGUUGUCUUUGCUUCACUGAACCUUGACCUCCUGGCCAUGCUGACGUGUGGAAUACCCGACUGGAGAAUGCUCUGGACGUCAGACCCACGGUUCCUGCGCCAGUUUCCUAGAGGAGAGCUGAGGCUUUUCAAGAGUUUUUCCCUCUACCCACCCUCCUACGUGCACGACAUCAGCUUUUGGCUUCCCGCUGGGGAGCAGUUCGAUGAAGUUGCUUUUCACACCAUAGCUAGGCAGGUGUCAGGGGAAACGGUGGUUUCCAUCCAGCUGGUGGACAGUUUCCAGCAGCCAGAGACUGGACGGAGGAGCCUGUGCUACAGGGUGACCUUCCAGUGCUGUGACAGGGCCCUGAGCUGCCGUGGGGCGGCAGAGCUGCAGCUCUGCUUGCGGGGGCAGAUCCACCAACGCCUGCGUGUGGCUCUGCGGUAG